CAGAAAUAACCGAACAUGAGAGGUCCAAGCCACAAACCGGUUGUUGGCUAUAUAUUAAGAAACGAGGGGACAGGGAUCUGGAAUAGAGUUUCUAAGUUCUGGAACUGCUUUCAAGUCUUGUCAGAUCCAUCAGAUCCAGAUCCAGUAAUGGCGGGUGCAGUAGCUAGAAUUUUGAAGAGGGUGGGUCUCCCUCCAUUGGGUGUUCUGGAUGUAAUCUCGAUAGGUUCAUUACCGGUCCUAGCCUAUAUAUACUUCCGGCAGGAAAAACAAUUUGCUUGGCUUGAUGAGCAAGAGAAACGUGUGAAUGCAACGGUUGCUGACAUGAGGGCUAGAGGAAUAAUCAGAGAUCGUUGAUGAUGAUGAUGAUUUAUCAAGCAUGUGGUUUCUUUUUUUUUCUUUCUAUAUUAUAUAUGUUAGUUUUCCAUCUAU
Brassica napus (rape) is the source of this 429-nucleotide messenger RNA. RefSeq lists its product as uncharacterized. The coding region runs from base 16 to 354 and encodes 112 amino acids. The record is from RefSeq and is a predicted model, not a curated record. The transcript is spliced from 2 exons. Lineage: Eukaryota; Viridiplantae; Streptophyta; Magnoliopsida; Brassicales; Brassicaceae.